Molecule: messenger RNA, 828 nt
Organism: Anopheles moucheti
Lineage: Eukaryota; Metazoa; Arthropoda; Insecta; Diptera; Culicidae
Product: leucine-rich repeats and immunoglobulin-like domains protein sma-10
Exons: 3
Coding region: 1-828 (275 amino acids)
Molecular function (GO): protein binding
Source: RefSeq, a predicted model, not a curated record
AUGCAGAUCAACUUUGAGCCUAACACCCAUAUGAGAAGUGUAAUAAUCAACGAAAGUCCUAUAAGUAUUAUUCCACCUACGGUGAGCAAUUUGCUUAAUUCGGAGGAAAUCACCAUACGAAAAACGCAAGUUUCAAGUGUAGACUUUAAUUUGUUUUGCACUUUACACAAGCUGGAUCGUUUAAAGUUGUCCCGCAACAAAAUUACUCGCAUUGUUCAUCCUUCCGAAGCACCUUGUAGUCCUUCAUUGAGGGUGUUGGAACUGCAAUAUAACUUACUGGAGGAGAUAAAUUUGGAUGUGUUUCGGACAUUUGAGGAGUUGGAAAAAAUAAACUUAAAUGGAAAUGUGAUCGAGACGCUUACGGGAAUGCUGACGAAUCCAAAAAUACGUGACUUGUUGCUAGUUAACAAUCGCAUAAAGAUGCUAGAUUUCUGCAACUGGCAGGGAAUCAAAGUACCUAACUUUAGUGUGUAUUUAAAUCAGUUAUCUCGUGUUCCUCGUUGUCUGUACAAAGUAUUAGCUGAAGGAGUAACAUCAGUUAAUCUGGCGUUGAAUCAAAUAGAUCGUUUCGAAAUAGAUGAUCUCGAGCAGUUACCUAAUUUUGAAGUGAUCGAUUUGUCGUUCAACAAAAUCCCUUCGAUUCCUUUGAACGAGUGUUUAUAUCCUACGAAGCUACGUGAACUUAGAUUGUUUCAAAAUCCAAUCGUUAGCAUACCAAAAGGUACAUUCAAGGUCGUGAUCGUUGGUGCUAUCGUAGCUGGCCAUGUCGAAAGCUUCAUAUUGGACUGCAGGAAACACUUAGGUGGAUCAUUUUCAAGUGCUAGUUAG